Molecule: messenger RNA, 1414 nt
Organism: Hylaeus anthracinus
Lineage: Eukaryota; Metazoa; Arthropoda; Insecta; Hymenoptera; Colletidae
Product: small glutamine-rich tetratricopeptide repeat-containing protein alpha-like
Exons: 4
Coding region: 272-1177 (301 amino acids)
Biological process (GO): post-translational protein targeting to endoplasmic reticulum membrane
Cellular component (GO): TRC complex; membrane
Molecular function (GO): molecular adaptor activity; protein binding
Source: RefSeq, a predicted model, not a curated record
UAAUGUGAAAUUGUUUACAUUUCAUAAGUACAUAUAAUAAAUUCUAUUUAUUACUCGUCUUAUCCGGCAUGUUUUAUUGGUUAUGUUAACACACGAUGAAUCGACGUUAUAAAACAUUUAAUUGAUUACUAAUACAACAUUGGCAGUGUUAUUACAAAUGAUGUUAAUCAAACAGAAGUUGAUCCUUUACUUUAAUCAAAGCGAUUCAUUAUCAAAAAUGAUUCGUAAUUAGAAAUCUACUUUGAGACGUAACAGUUCCUUCGAGGCAGUGAUGGCUGACAAGGGGCUGAUAGCAGCGAUCGUUCAGUUUUUAACCCAGCAGUUAAAGGCUAAUAACAUUACAGUAGAUUCUAGAGAGAGUCUUGAAGUAGCGAUACAAUGUUUAGAGAGCGCUUAUAAUAUACAGGCAUCCGAUACACCAAAAAAUUUUAAUUUACAAGAAGUAUAUACAUCUAUCGUCAAAAAUGGAAAACCCCAAUCAGCUGGACAAACUGCACCUGAAGCUACACCCGAAGCAAAAGCCGCAGCUGAACGUUUAAAAAAUGAAGGAAAUGCUCUCAUGAAAGCUGAAAAACACCAGGAAGCACUUGCUAGUUAUACAAAGGCAAUUCAAUUAGAUGGCCGCAAUGCAGUAUAUUACUGUAACCGUGCAGCGGUGUAUAGCAAAAUUGGUUGUCACCAGCAAGCAAUUCAGGAUUGUCAGACUGCAUUAUCUAUUGAUCCCACUUAUUGUAAAGCAUAUGGUCGAUUAGGCCUAGCAUACUCCAGUUUGGAGAAGCAUAAAGAAGCUAGAGACAGCUACGAGAAAGCUUUGGAAAUGGAGCCUGAUAAUGAAAGUUAUAAAAAUAAUUUGAAUGUUGCAGAAGAAAAAUUAGCACAGCAGAAUUCAAACCGUAUAGGACUAGAUUUACCUCUAGACAUGGAUUUCAGUGCACUCUUGAACAAUACUGCUAUCAUGAAUAUGGCACAACAAAUGCUAUCCGAUCCAGUUAUGCAAAAUACAGUAAGCAACUUUGUAAGUGGUAAUGCAGGACAAAGGCAACGUAUGCAAGUACUCUUAGAAACUGGCUUGCAAUUAGCACAACAGAUGCGGAAUGCCAACCCUGAAACGAUUGAAUCUAUAAGACAACAAAUGGGAGGAAAUCCGAACGACCCUGAACCGCCGCAACAGAAUUAAAAGAAUUGUGAUCGUAAAUUGUUAUAAAGGUCCUAUGAAAAUGGAAACAACUAAAUUUAAUUGAAACAUAGAAUAGUCACAGGAUGAUGUCUGUCAUUUUUUAAUAUGCUAAGAAAAAACUUAUAAUUCAAAUUAACUUACAUUACCAUGUUAAAAUAACAUUCAUAUAUAUACAAUAUAAAAACUUAUGUAUAACUUACUUAUCAAAUAAAACAUAACUUGUUUUUUGAAUAUGUA